Myxocyprinus asiaticus (Chinese sucker) is the source of this 5851-nucleotide messenger RNA. RefSeq names its product dynamin-1. Bases 212 to 2740 code for a protein of 842 amino acids. The record is from RefSeq and is a predicted model, not a curated record. The transcript has 22 exons. NCBI's taxonomy places the organism in Eukaryota, Metazoa, Chordata, Actinopteri, Cypriniformes, Catostomidae. Gene Ontology annotation, cellular component: membrane; microtubule; cytoplasm. Gene Ontology annotation, molecular function: microtubule binding; GTP binding; GTPase activity.
ACAAACAGAAGCUGUAGUCACUACAGUGUAGUGGACGCAGGCAGAGAGCUGCGGGUUGGGAGGAGGACGUAUGUCGAUUUGCAAAGCUGCCUGUAAAAUUAAAGGAAACGCUGCAAGGGACAACAUUCAGAAAUUGCGGUGCUCCAUUCAGGGUCGAUUCCCUCAUCUUUUCCCCACAUUGUGAACUAGAGCAGGUUAUUUUUCCCUAAAGAUGGGCAAUCGGGGAAUGGAGGACUUGAUUCCUCUGGUGAACAGACUGCAGGACGCCUUCUCUGCGAUCGGACAAAAUGCCAACCUGGACCUUCCUCAGAUCGCGGUGGUCGGCGGCCAGAGCGCGGGGAAAAGCUCGGUAUUAGAGAACUUCGUUGGGAAGGACUUUCUGCCUCGUGGCUCUGGUAUUGUCACUCGGCGCCCCCUAGUGCUGCAGCUCAUCCACUGCCCUACUGAGUAUGCAGAGUUUUUGCAUUGCAAGGGGAAGAAGUUUACCGAUUUUGAUGAAGUUCGUCAAGAGAUUGAGGCUGAAACAGAUCGCCUCACAGGCCAAAACAAAGGCAUUUCACCGGUCCCUAUCAACCUGCGUGUCAGUUCGCCACAUGUACUGAAUCUCACCCUCGUGGACUUGCCUGGCAUGACCAAAGUGCCCGUAGGUGACCAGCCAGCUGAUAUAGAGUUCCAGAUCAAGGACAUGCUAAUGCAGUUUGUGACUAAGGAUAAUUGCCUGCUGCUGGCUGUGUCUCCUGCCAAUUCUGACCUGGCCAACUCAGAUGCCCUCAAGAUUGCCAAAGAGGUGGACCCUCAGGGUCUGCGAACUAUUGGUGUGAUCACUAAGCUGGAUCUAAUGGAUGAAGGAACUGAUGCACGUGAUAUCCUAGAAAACAAGCUUCUUCCUUUACGUAGAGGCUACAUUGGGGUUGUGAACCGCAGUCAGAAGGACAUUGAUGGCAAGAAGGACAUCACUGCUGCCAUGGCAGCAGAGAGGAAGUUCUUUCUCACCCACCCAGCCUAUCGACACUUGGCUGAUCGCAUGGGGACUCCCUACCUGCAGAAAGUGCUUAAUCAGCAACUAACUAACCACAUUCGAGACACUUUACCCGGACUGAGGAAUAAACUGCAGAGCCAGCUACUGUCCAUUGAGAAGGAGGUGGAGGAGUACAAGCACUUCCGUCCAGAUGAUCCCACCCGCAAAACCAAGGCACUACUUCAGAUGGUGCAGCAGUUUGCGGUGGACUUCGAGAAGUGCAUCGAAGGUUCAGGAGAUCAGGUCGACACAGUGGAGCUGUCCGGAGGUGCGAGGAUCAAUCGCAUCUUCCAUGAGCGCUUCCCCUUCGAGCUGGUUAAGAUGGAGUUUGAUGAGAAAGAGUUGCGUAAGGAGAUCAGUUAUGCCAUCAAGAACAUUCACGGUAUCAGGACCGGCCUGUUCACUCCAGACAUGGCCUUUGAGACUAUCGUGAAACGGCAGAUCGCCAAGAUCAAAGAGCCUUGUCAGAAAUGUGUGGACCUUGUAAUCACUGAGCUGGUCAAUACGGUUAGGCUGUGCACCAAGAAGCUGGCUCAGUAUCCCUUGCUUAGAGAGGAAAUGGAGAGGAUUGUCACCCAGCAUAUCCGUGAUCGAGAGAGUCGCACUAAGAAUCAGGUCAUGUUGCUAAUUGACAUUGAGUUGGCCUACAUGAACACUAAUCAUGAGGAUUUCAUUGGUUUUGCGAAUGCCCAGCAGAGAAGCAGUCAGAUGAAUAAGAAGAAGGCUGCUGGUAAUCAGGAUGAGAUAAUGGUGAUCAGGAAGGGCUGGCUGACCAUCAAUAACAUUGGAAUUAUGAAAGGAGGAGCAAAGGAAUAUUGGUUUGUCCUGACGGCUGAGAAUCUGUCCUGGUACAAAGAUGACGAGGAGAAAGAGAAGAAGUACAUGCUGCCCUUGGACAACCUGAAGCUCAGAGACAUUGAAAAGAGCUUUAUGUCCAGCAAGCACGUGUUUGCCCUCUUUAACACUGAACAAAGAAACGUGUAUAAAGACUACAGGCAGCUGGAGUUGGCUAGCGACACUCAGGAGGAGGUGGACAGCUGGAAAGCAUCUUUCCUACGUGCAGGUGUCUACCCAGAGCGCAUCAUUCAGAGUGAUGCCAGUGAGGAGAACAGCUCGGAAGGCUUUAUGCACUCCAUGGAUCCUCAGCUAGAGAGGCAGGUGGAGACCAUCAGGAACCUGGUGGAUUCCUACAUGGCCAUCGUCAACAAGACUGUGCGAGACCUCAUGCCCAAGACCAUCAUGCAUCUCAUGAUCAACAACACUAAGGAGUUCAUCCAUGCUGAGUUGCUGGCUAAUUUGUACUCAUGUGGAGACCAGAACACUCUGAUGGAGGAAUCACCAGAACAGGCUCAACACAGGGAGGAGAUGCUGCGCAUGUACCACGCUCUGAGAGAAGCUCUCAACAUCAUCGGUGACAUUAGCACCACCACUGUGUCCACUGCCAUGCCCCCACCAGUGGAUGACUCCUGGCUGCAGGUACAAGGAGGACCUUCAGGGCGCAGGUCUCCAAUGUCUAGUCCCACUCCCCAGCGUCGGGCCCCACCUGGGGCCCCUCGUCCUGGUGGUCGCACUGCCCCAGGCCACCCUACUGCUGGAGCGCCUCCUGUACCAUCCAGACCUGGUGCGUCUCCUGACCCCUUCGGUGGGCCUCCACCCCAGGUCCCUUCUCGUCCCAACCGUGCCCCACCAGGUGUACCUAGAAUUUCUAUCAGUGACCAAUGAGGAGUUACGCAAAUGUCGAAGAGCACCAGCCUCCCUGACCAGAUCCAACAGAACCACAGACUCGCUCACUGAGCAUUAACACUGGCAAUGAACUGACAGAUGAUAACCACUGACUGCUACAUUCUCACAUUUUUUUUAACAUUUAGACAAGUUUCAUCUUACUCCCCUGCAUUUCUAUACUGCCAUCUAUACAAUACUGUCUACAUCUUUACUGGAUUUCAUCUUUUAUUUACACUAUUGAAUUUAAUUCAUUUAAAUUCAUGGACCCUUUUCACAGAAUGAUGACGCAUUUCCACCUUAAUUUAACAGUGUAAAUCUAGCAAUCAUUUUAACGGUUUUCAUUUUUAUUUUUAUUUUGUGUAAACUUAUAAAAUAGUUAUUUGUGUUAUAUAGAAUUAAUAAUAAUGAUAAUAAAAGUCUCCACUUAUGUGAUUGGGGUUUCAAAUACAGCUGUUGGGUGAGUGACAUAAUUUUUUUUUUAAAUGUCUCUCUUCUGACUGCCAUAAUAAAUCUCUCUCAAUUAUUUCCUCCUAUUUUUAAAAGUCAUGGAAUCGUAAUAGUGGAUUUUUUUUCUUUUACUGUUGGAGCAAAUGGAAGUGUUAAAAUAAUAUUCGCUAUGGUCUCCCAUGUAUUCUUAUAGUUUACUUUCCACAUGUGAAAAGGGUCCUUCGGAGAGCAGCUCUUGUUCUGAUUUUACAUACUUUAUUUCUUGAUUUAACUUGUUAAUAAUCAACAAGGCAGAAUUACAAAAUCUAAUAUGAUGUAUUUUAAUUCUCUGAUUUUUCUUGGGUAGUUCAUAUAUUCGUAUAUUUGUCUUUAAUCUUUUCCAAUUCUUUACAUGAAUGUUUCCCACCACAAAUUACCAAAUGCUAAUAUUACUUAAAAAAAAAAAAAAAAAGAAAGGGGGGGGGGCCCUUUAUACAGGACAUUAACAUUUUUGUUAACAAUUUGUUCUUACUAUCCCACUCAUUUUUGUUUUAUUUGCAAUUCUUUUCUCUUUCUUUUAGCCGUCCAAGCAAAGGAAGCCCUUCUCACAGUGAGAGUUCACAUCCUUCGUUUGACACAUAGAACCAUUCCUCCAGUUUGUAUUGAAAGAUACAAAUGAAGAAUUCUGGAGGGCUGUUGGGUUAAUCACUCCCUCCAUCUGUACUACUGUAUACACUAAUCAGUUUGUUAUCGGCCUCUGAGUGACAUGCCCAUUGUGGAAUUAUGUGUCAAUAUCUGAAGUCACGGCAAUGUUAGUUAGACUGAAGAUACUGUGUAAUGUUUGUGUUUACACACUAGACAGUGUCAGCAUAUUCUUUAUAGAGGUCACUCGAAUUAAAUGUGUGUCUACCGUACUUAAACUUACAGUAUAUUUCUGUCUACUCAGCACUAUGGGAUAGUGGACAAACACAAAGUAAACUCCACCGAUUUGUGAGACUUGUUAUGUGCUACUGUAUGUGAAUGUAUUCUAACUCUGAAAGUUAGAAAAAUACUUUGAUCCCACAAUGUUUGUUCCAUCCACAGUGUCUUUUCACUAUAGCCUUUGUAUUUCCCAAUAAUACUAAUAAUAUCUGACUGAACUGUAUAUACAUUAGGAAAUACAGCAUAUUAUGAAGUGUUUGGUAAGGAGAAAAGUGUCAAUUUUGUUUACUGGGAAUACCUAAUGUAGUGCAAUUAAUUUAUUUAUUGAUGCAACAGUGGAAAAUGUCUGAAUAGGGGGUUUUAAAGACCAAAGGGAUUAGUUAGUAUAAAAUAAAAGGUAAAAUGUAAUUGAAAAAUACAUUCAAGCAUCCGUUUACCCCAACACAUGUUUAAGAGUAAAUAUAGCCUCUGUUGUGACAGAUAUGGUAUAUGAAUAUGGUAAAAAAUUAUCUUAAUGUGUUGAUGUAUAUUUUAGAGUUGGGGUACUCGAGUUCGGACUCGAGUCCGAGUCACGAGUACAAUUUUAAUGGACUUGGACUUGUCACGGACUUAGAUGCAUUUUUACUUGGACUUGACUCAGACUCGAGCCUUUCGGACUUGGGAUUUUUUUUCUGAGUCUGGCCGAGUCCAUGGCAUUUGUGACGCAAUGAAAAACAAACAAACAAACAAAAAGUAAAUAAAUAAUGUAACAUAGGAUGACCAUACGUCAAUACCAAAUUGUACAACUCAGUCCAUCACAAAUUUGAAGCGCAACCUCUGUGUGAUACCUGUAAAACUGGCAUUUGCAUUUCAAUGCCAAAAAAGACAGAAAAUACAAUGAACACAAGUGAGGGGAGAAAUCUCUAUUCACCUAAAUAUACCAUUUAUAUUAUAUAUUUAUAUAAUAUAAAUAUGACCAUUUAUUAAAUGUAUUAAACACAUUAAAUGUAUUUAAUUAAUUACAUUAAAUGUAUUUCACCCAUAAUAUUUGAUAAAACUAAACAAAAUUAAAUGGACAAAUUGAAAAUGAAGUAGAAAUAAUAACAAUUGUAAUGACUAAUGCAGCUUUUACUUUGGUGUAUGUUUGAGUGGAGGGGAAAAACAACAAAUAAUUGAAAUGUCAACAGAACACAAUAAGAAGUGUGUUGAAGGACAGUUUUGUCUUCAUAUACAUAAAGCAUAUGCUUUCAUUCUGAAACCACUUUGAAAUUUGUUCUGCAGGAUACUAAUCAUUUGUUUUUUGCAUUUAUAUUGACAAAUUGUUUUUCUUAGUUGUGAAGGUUAAAAUAAGCUUAAAAUAUUGAUGUUGAGUUUACAGUUACAAUUUUAAUUCAGAUUCUUGAACAGGUUAAUUCGGACUCGGCCUGUUAUGGACUCGGUCUUGAGUCCGACUCGGACCCUUUUGGACUCGGACUCGACUAAGGUGGACUCGAACCCAACACUAGUAUAUUUGUUCUGCAUCUUUGGGAUUUGCUCUUCUGUUGCUUUGUGUCGACAUGUACAUUUACUAAGUCGUUGUAUUGAAAAUGAACUGAUUGUAAAAUAUUAGUGUAUGGUUUGUAUGUGUGUGUAUAUACAUAUAUAGAGGGGUCUACAGGCAUCACCAAAAUCUCGACUCUAAAUGGAAAGAGUGUAUGUGUGAAUCUUAAUGCUGAUAUCUGUAUCUUAUUGUGGUGUGGUGUCAAAAACUGGCCAAAGCUUCUUGGUGAAAUAAAAGUGUCUUUG